Marmota monax (woodchuck) is the source of this 2376-nucleotide messenger RNA. RefSeq names its product adhesion G protein-coupled receptor G7 (gene Adgrg7). Gene Ontology annotation, biological process: cell surface receptor signaling pathway; G protein-coupled receptor signaling pathway. Gene Ontology annotation, molecular function: G protein-coupled receptor activity. The record is from RefSeq and is a predicted model, not a curated record. The coding region runs from base 1 to 2376 and encodes 791 amino acids. NCBI's taxonomy places the organism in Eukaryota, Metazoa, Chordata, Mammalia, Rodentia, Sciuridae. Gene Ontology annotation, cellular component: membrane. The transcript is spliced from 16 exons.
AUGGCUCGCUGCCGCCCCUGUGACCUCAGGGUGCUGGUAGCCGUUGCAUGUGGGCUGCUGACGGCCAUCAUUUUGGGACUGGGCAUCUGGAGGACAGUGAUAAGGAUCCAGAGAGUAACAGUUGCUCCCCCCUCGAGCACCCCUGCAGUGUUCUGCAGGAAUGGUGGAACUUGGGAAAAUGGCAGAUGCAUUUGUACAGAAGAGUGGAAGGGCCUGAGAUGUACAAUCGCUAAUUUCUGUGAAAAUAGUACCUAUAUGGGUUUUACUUUUGCCAGAAUUCCAGUGGGCAGGUAUGGAACUUCUUUGGAAACAUGUGACAAGAACACUUUAAAUGCUGGCUCUCCAAUAGCAAUCCGCCUGUGCAAUGUGUCUAUAUAUGGAGAGAUAGAAUUACAAAAUGCCACAAUAGGAAACUGCAAUGAAAAUCUGGAAACCCUGGAAAAUCAGAUAGUCAAUAUCACAGUGGACUCUAAGACUAUUUCUGCUGAAGCCCAGGUUUUAACAUCCGAUGCCAGUAAAUUAACUGCUGAGAACAUCACUUCUGCUACUAAAGUGGUUGGACAAAUCUUUAAUGCAUCCAGAAAGGCUGAACCUGAGGCAAAGAAAGUUGCUGUAACAACAGUGAGUCAACUUCUGGAUGCCAGUGAAGAUGCUUUUCAAAGAGCUGCUGCUACUGAUAAUGACAAUGCCUUUACAACGCUUAUUGAGCAAAUGGAGAAUUAUUCCUUGACUUUGGGCAAUGAGUCAGUUAUGGAACCUAAUAUAGCAAUACAGUCAGUUAAUCUAGAAGGCUCUGAGGGGUCUACAAAAAUUCGCUACUCAGUGUUCAGAGGAUCAAGUGAGUCUCUAGUUUCCUGCUCAACAUCUGUAGAUACAAAUGUGGACAGACUUGAUCCAGAUGGACGCACUCAACUUCAGAUCUUGCUCAGUACCAAUAAAAGUACUAAGGCAUGUGGCUUUGUACUAUAUCAAAACAAUAAGCUUUUUCAAUCAAAAACCUUUACAGCUAAAUCAAAUUUUAGUCAAAAAAUUAUCUCAAGCAAAGUGAAUGAAAAUGAUCAAGAUCAGACUCUUUCUGUUGAAAUGGUCUUUAGCCCAAAGUACAAUCAAAAAGAAUACCAACUGCAUGCCUAUGCCUGUGUUUACUGGAAUUUUUUAACAAAAGAUUGGGAUACCUAUGGUUGUUACAAAGACAAGGGUACUGAUGGAUUCCUGGGCUGCCGCUGCAACCAUACCACUAACUUUGCUGUGUUGAUGACUUUCAAAAAGGAUUAUAAGUAUCCUGAGUCACUAGACAUAUUGUCCAACAUUGGAUGUGCCCUGUCCAUUACUGGUCUGGCUCUCACAAUUAUCUUUCAGAUUGUCACCAGGAAAGUCAGAAAAACCUCAGUCACCUGGGUGAUGGUUAGUCUGUGCACAUCGAUGUUGAUAUUCAACCUGAUUUUUGUGUUUGGUAUUGAAAACUCCAAUAAAAACUUGAAUACAAGAGAGAGUGACAUAGAUAUUGACUUUGAUGAUAAUCAAAUGCUCACAGAGGACACUAUUGAAACCCCGAAUCCCUCAUGCACAGUGAUUGCUGCCUUCCUGCACUAUUUUCUGUUAGCCACAUUUACCUGGAGUGGACUCAGUGCUUCACAGCUUUAUUUCCUUCUCAUCAGGGCCAUGAAGCCUCUUCCUCCACAUUUCAUUAUUUUCAUCUCAUUAAUUGGAUGGGGAGUGCCAGCUAUAGUAGUGGCUAUUACAGUGGGAAUUAUUUAUUCCCAGAGUGGGAGUAAUUCACACUGGGAAUUAGACUACCGGCAAGAGGAAAUCUGCUGGCUAGCAAUUCCAAACAACAAUGACUUUAUAAAGAGUCCAUUUUUGUGGUCAUUCCUUAUACCUACAAUCAUUAUCCUCAUCAGCAAUGUUGUUAUAUUUAUUGUAAUCACAAUUAAAGUGCUGUGGAAGAAUAACCAAAAUUUGACAAGCACAAAGAAGGUUUCAUCCCUAAAGAAGAUUCUUAGCACAUUAUCUAUUGCAGUCGUUUUUGGAGUUACCUGGAUUCUGUCAUACUUUAUGCUAAUUAAUGAUGAUGACAUCAGGAUUGUCUUCAGUUACGUGUUCUGCCUUUUCAACACUACUCAGGGAUUGCAAAUUUUUAUCCUCUACACUGUUAGAACAAAAAUCUUCCAGAGUGAAGCUUCCAAAGUGUGGAAGUCACUGUCGUCAUCAGUUGGGAGAGUGAAGUCCCUGCCGUCACUGAGAUUACGAGUUCGGAUGUAUAAUAUGCUCAGGUCCCUUCCAGCCCUACAUGAAAGUUUUAGACUGCUGGAGCCAUCUGAAGUAAUAGAGGAAACGACACUCACUGAAAGUGACCAAGCAAGCUCAAGCAACUAG